This is a messenger RNA of Penicillium cataractarum, 564 nucleotides long. Its product is annotated as Zn(II)2Cys6 transcription factor domain-containing protein. Gene Ontology annotation, molecular function: DNA-binding transcription factor activity, RNA polymerase II-specific; zinc ion binding. The coding region runs from base 1 to 564 and encodes 187 amino acids. NCBI's taxonomy places the organism in Eukaryota, Fungi, Ascomycota, Eurotiomycetes, Eurotiales, Aspergillaceae. The record is from RefSeq and is a predicted model, not a curated record. Gene Ontology annotation, biological process: regulation of DNA-templated transcription. The transcript is spliced from 2 exons.
AUGGGCGACGUAGGCCGGGCCUUUAGGCCAAUUGCUCCCCGGACCAUGCCUCCCGGCGGCGGGGUAGGAGGCCAACCACCCCUUGGUAGCAGCGGCGGAGGACCUCCGGAGGAUGGCCGGAUGAAAAGAGCUUCCACUGCUUGUAAAGAGUGCCAGAAACGUCGAACCAGGUGCACCGGUCCACCUAAAUGCUCGGAAUGCGAUACACAUGACCGAGAAUGUACCUUUGACGAACAAGCCGACAGGCGGCGCAAAGCAAAUGCGCGCCGGACACAGGAAGAGCUGGAUAACUUGAGGGAGUUCACUGACCAGCUCCUGAGUGUCCUUCGAUAUUCCAACAAUACAACUACACAACACGUCAUCAAUGUCAUUCGCUCUCGCGCAUCACGGGAAGAAAUUCAAAACGUCCUGUUAUCGAUUGUGGCCCAAAAUCCUGAAUUAGCGCAGCAAGCGUUUGGUCCUCCUCCGCCUCAUCAGCAACAGCCUUCUGCUGCUCAUCCUUCUCACCACGUUGCCAACGACCUCGAUCCGCAUAAUCUCGGCCCUUAUUUUGAUCCGCGAUAA